Molecule: messenger RNA, 3298 nt
Organism: Cyphomyrmex costatus
Lineage: Eukaryota; Metazoa; Arthropoda; Insecta; Hymenoptera; Formicidae
Exons: 8
Coding region: 1-3294 (1097 amino acids)
Biological process (GO): lipid catabolic process
Molecular function (GO): lipase activity
Source: RefSeq, a predicted model, not a curated record
AUGCGUGCCUUGACAGCUUUGCCGAAGAAAAAUCAACUCCAAGUUGGCCACCGAGCAGAACCCGUUGCGGGACAGGUGUUCUCGUCCUCCGACGAAAGUUUGGACGAAAAGAACGACGCGGAAAUUUUUCGCGCUGUCGUCGAGUCAAUGAGACAAUGGAUGCUUCACAAAAAAGUUAAUCACAGAGGAAAAAGAGAGGUAUCCAAAGUUUGCUAUGAGGACAUCGGGUGCUUCGAAGAUACUGGACCCUUCAGUUAUCUAGAGAUGCUACCGUCACCGCCAAAGGACGUCGGAACUAGGUUCCUCGUAUAUGGAAGUAGAAAGGCAAGAUCGAUCCCCAUGGAAGUGCCCGCCGAUAACAUAAAUGAUAAUGUCCGCCGUGCCAUAGAUCCUAAUCUUCCAACCAAAGUAAUUGUACAUGGAUUUGGAAGCGAUUGUAACCAUUUAUGGGUUUACGAUAUGCGAUCCGCGUUAAUGAGCAUCCACGAUUGCAAUAUAGUUUGCGUGGAUUGGGGACCUGGCAGCGCUGUACCUAAUUACGUAAGGGCAGCGGCCAACACACGAUUAGUUGGCCGACAAUUGGCAAAAUUAAUUCGUAGUUUAAACGUGCCGCUGGAAAAAGUGCACUUAAUAGGAUUCAGUCUGGGAGCUCACGUAGCCGGAUUCGCCGGUGCUGAGCUCGAAAAUGUCUCCAGAAUUACCGGACUCGAUCCUGCAGGGCCACUUUUCGAGUCGCAUGAUCCGAGAGUUCGUCUGGACGCAACAGAUGCAAAUUUCGUUGAUGUUAUUCAUAGCAACGGUGAGCAGCUUAUCUUGGGUGGACUCGGCUCAUGGCAGCCCAUGGGCGACGUGGACUAUUAUCCGAAUGGUGGAAAAAUGCAAAGUGGAUGUUCGAAUAUCUUUGUCGGUGCCGUUUCUGAUAUUAUUUGGUCAAGCGCGGUCGAGGGCAGAUCAUUGUGCAACCAUCGGCGAGCAUACAAGUUCUUCACUGACUCCGUAAGUCCGAAAUGCCGAUUUCCAGCGUUUCCCUGUGAACAAGGGUACGAUGGCCUAUUGAAGGGUGACUGUUUCCCCUGCGGCAUGGACGGUACGGAUCGACCCUGCGGCGACAUGGGUUAUUACAGCAACGAGUCACCUGCCAGGGGCCAGCUUUACUUAGUGACGAGAGACGAAGAGCCUUUUUGCGCUCAUCAAUAUCAGAUCAAGGUUUACAACAGCCGCAGCGAGAGAUCCACCAAAACCUAUGGCAAACUUCAGAUUACGCUUGUAGGUAAAGGUUCUUACAACGACACGUUUGCGAUGACUCGCAAGGACGAAGAACUUUUGGUCGGAGCCAUUCUUCAAAAAAUUGUCGUACCGCAUCCUGCAGUCACGUAUCUCGAAGCGAUCGAAAUCAAAUACACGGCGUACAGCGGCUGGAUAUCGUCCGGCUUGGUGUCCUGGACCAUUGACAAGGUGGCUAUAAUCGACAGUUUCGGCAAGAUUCUGUCGGUUUGUAAGAAGGGCUUAAUUCUAGAAUCCGGUCGAUCAGUUUAUCUACCCCUUUACCCCGGUGAAUGUAACAUACCUUUGGACACCGACAACUCCACUGUGUCUUCCUCAGUACCGAUACUCGAACACGUAGAGAUGGAGGACAAACAGGGUGGCAUAGGACCCUUCACGAAGGAGCAAAACUACGAGACGAAGGAUUCUCCAGGAUACUCCGUGGAGAUCCUGUCGACAGACAGAACGCCGCUGAGGCGAAAUCUCGGUCCAUUCACGAAAGAGCAGAAUCGACGCGUCUCUGAGAUCGAGACGGUGACGACCUUCAAAGAGGCAGAGAAACGGCGCAACGCCGCGAACCCGUGGAUCAUCCUGGACAUAUCCGGUGACGGCGACUCGAACUCGCUGGAAAACGCCGAGUCGGAACAAGGACGAAGCUUCUCCGGUGCUACGAACUUGAUCUAUCAUGCCUCGACAGUGUCCGAGCAUGUUGCUGAAACCACUGUGACUACCGUCGCAACUACGACGGAGUACUUGCCGGAAAUCAAAGAACCGGUGUUGCGUCCGAGUAAGAAGGAUGCCGGUCGAUCACUCAAGUUGCCUGAAAUCACAGAACCAAUCCUACAUCCACGUGCUACCAGACACAACACGCGAAACGAGGUGGUACUACACGACGAGAUACAGGAAACGUCAUCGACAUCCACGAGAGCGUUCACCGUGCAGUUUCUACCCGAGCGAUUGGCCGGUAUCCUGGCGCAGGCGGAACGAUACGCUCGACAGACUCUGCUGCCCCUGAUCUCGCAGUACACACCAAGCUUUGUAACCGGUAUACGGCACGAAGAGCCCAAAUAUUUUCCUCUUUUGAGUGAUAUAGUGCGUCCAAGAAGUGUUGAUAACACUGCAGAGACCAGUAAGACGACUAGUCGACCAUGGAAUGGCGAUCAAAUUCUACGGGUAGAAAUCGGCCAGCGUAAGUCCGAGAAGUCAUUCAAUCUUGACGAUAAACGUUAUGAAGAGUCCACUUCGAGCGUUCAAACGGAGAAGAACAAGGACGAGCAUACUGUAUCGAGAGCUGAGGAAUCGCCAAUGAUAGUCGAGGCUAUGCAUCCAGAGAAAACAGCCAGCACCAAUUCUACCGGUCUCGAGACGAAAGCAGCGAGCAAGGAUAGCGAUUGGCAGCCAAUUGGUGAACCGAUUGUUAAAUCGACCUUGAAGAACUUUCCGUCGCGAAGAGACUCAAAUGUUUCGCGAUCGCUAGAUUGGUCGAUUGAUCAUAGUCAUGACUGGACCGUGCAAAAGGCGAACUCAAAUAUAGAAACUGAAAUUAAGUCUGACAACGACUGGGUGCCGAUCACUAUCCAGGUCAAGAGCGACGCUAUCUCGACGACUGUGCGAAUUGCGACGUCGAGUGAGGAAACGGUGACGGCAACGACCCCGACGUUGAAAAUCGAUACCAUCGACAAUUCGCGGAAAUCCGUUGAAGAUAGUGUUCUCGACGAGACGACAAAGGAAGCCACGAUCGCGAACAUGUAUGAGAGGAAAUUCAUACCUCUGAUUGACUUGGAAGCGACUACCAGCGACCUGCCCUCAUCAACCGACACUAGCGAUGUUUCAAGUUCUACGACGAUUGCCACGCAUAUCCAGAAGAUUCCGCGAUAUAAGACAACAAAAAGUGCCAGAACAAUAAUACACCCUACGAUGAUGUUCCCAUACGCUUACGAGCGAAAAAAUGAUCCUAGAACGAGAUAUAUACCGUUAAUCCCAGAAGAGGAUAUGGGCAGAGCUUAUCCGAUGUUUGAAAGGGAUCGUUAAUAUU